Messenger RNA from Anastrepha obliqua, 4769 nucleotides. RefSeq lists its product as uncharacterized. The transcript has 8 exons. NCBI's taxonomy places the organism in Eukaryota, Metazoa, Arthropoda, Insecta, Diptera, Tephritidae. The coding region runs from base 513 to 3830 and encodes 1105 amino acids. The record is from RefSeq and is a predicted model, not a curated record.
UGAAGUGCAGUUGAGCAUUAAUUAGUUGAGUGUUAAAGCUGUCGGGUACGUGCGCGUGCGACUCAUUGGUAGCGACUUAAAUUUUUUUUACAUGUAUAUAUAUAUUUAAAAGUGGUCAAAGAACCGUCACAAAAAAUCAGAUAAAAUAUUUAUGCCAAAAUUUACUUAUAUACAUAUGUACAUACUAAGAGUGCGCAGUUUGGACAAAAUAUGUGAAAGUUUAAAGCCAAACCGGUGUUGGGCCUAAUACAGUGCAAGUACUCAUAGCAAGAAAGAAAAAAAAAAUAAAUAAAUAAAAGCAACAAUAAUGUGCAGCACCACUUAACUCGGUGAAUGGCCAACUGAAAUCAAAAAUCAACCGACCGAUGAAAUGAAGUUGAAAAAAAUGUAUUUUCAAGCAAUUAAAAUCUAAUAUUAAAUUAAAAAGUGCAAAAACAAAAUAUUUUGAAGCUCAAAUGAAGAAAAUUUGUGGAGAAAUAAAACAGUUUUGUAAGCCAGUUUUAUAGAUUCAUAUGCAGUAUAGCAUUAACAAAAUGCCUCAACAAAAUACUGAAGCCCUCCGCCACUACGUCACCGUAACACCAACCACAACCGUCGUAACAACCCCAGCAACAGAAGCAGCAACAACCCAAAUGCACAUCUUGCCAACUGCACUAUUAUGCAGAACACUUUUAAUACCCCUCGUACUUUGUUGCCUACUCCCAAUUGUGCAUUGUGAUCUUGCGUCCGCGACUUUGUUUGCUUCUGAAGCAACACCCGCGCCGAACUUUCCACUACCGCAUGCCUUGCAGAGUAUGGAAAAUGAUGAUCGGCAGGCCUUUAUGCCACCAAAUGGACGUCUUAAGCGCACGCCCUAUACUAAAGCCAGCAAGCUCACAGAUAAAAGUAACACUACGCCAAUUACUGACGUCGAUUACGACUACUACUACGAAGAUGAGGAAGUGGUGGACUCCGGAAAUGGGAGUGAAAAUGUGAGUGGACGCGCACGCCGCCAUCAUUUGGAGUCACCGCCUGCUCGCUUUGGUUAUGAUGGCAGCAAAAUCCAACCACAACAAUUCUAUACGCAACAAAUGCUUGUGAACGAAGUGGGUGGAAGUGCCAGCGAAACACAUUUAGCUCAACCGCUCAAAUCGCCGGUGGCCGUACGUGUUAAUAAUGAUUUGUCCAUAUGGAGUUUUAUGGACGAUGAAAAACGCACGAAUAUCUGCGAUGUAUGCAGUUGUAGCAGUAUUUCCUUCGUUACGAUAGUUUGUGAUUACAAUCAACGAAAUCCGAGGUUGAGUGACAUAUUCGGAACGAAUUACCGUGUACCGCUUACGGCCAUAUCAAUUACAAUUAAAUUGGCAUCAAAUACUCAUUUCCGCUUGGAGAAGGAUUUAUUCGUUAACAAUUCGCGCAUGAAUAGUUUCACUAUUGUUGGUUCUCAUCGGGAUGGCGAACAAGUGGAAAUCACAACGGGCGCUUUUCCGGGUGGUGAUGGCACUAUUGGACCGUAUCCAGAAAUAUUGAUGCAAGAUGUAUUUUCUGUGGUGGUGCGAGAGGGCGCAUUCGCAGGUAACAAGAAAUUCACUGUGCGCAACAGCAAUGACUUGAUUUUAUACUCAAAUGCCUUCAAGAGAGCCGAAAUUAACGGACGUUUUGUGGGCGUAGCCGAUUUGCGUAUCGAAGAGAAAGCGUUUAAUUCAGCAAAUGCCACGCUACACAUUGAAAACUCACACAUCGACAAUAUUUAUCGUUUCGAAGCAUCGCUGCGCGAGAUAAAAUUCAGCAAUUGCAGCAUUGGCACCAUCAAUAGUGGCUCUUUCGAUGUCAAUAAUAUCAAUUUUAUUGCUUUUGUAAAUAGUCGCAUCGAUGUAAUCAAAUCGCGGGCCAUUACCGAGAAGUUGUUUAGUAUGCACGUGUCCUUCAUCGGUGGCGUUAUCGGCUACAUCGAAGGCGAGGCUAUACACGGCAGCGGCAUAAACGAGCUGAUUUUUCGAAACAACAGGAUCGACACUAUCCAUGAAAAUGCCAUACAUGUGAACGCCAUCAACGCGACUAUCGCCGACAAUCGUAUUAAGCAUCUCGGUCCGAACUGGUUGCGUGUCAAAGAGUGGUCCAAUAUUGUGAUUGAGAAAAAUGUUUUCGGUGAUUUUGGAGGCAUUAUACUGGAGGAAACAAAGAAGCCAGGCAUUUGUCGCUUCGAAAACAACUCGCUCACAGUGCCCCAGCAGGGCAGUUUAAAUAUCACAAAUCGUCAUUGUAUAUUGCGUGAGAUCUCCGUCCUUUUACCGUGUCGAUGCAAUCGAGAUUGGCUGACCAAUCUCUCCGACCGCGAUUUACGCUCCGAAAUCUACUGCACGAUCGAUACGAAAUUGGGUGCGUGCUUCAAUGCAACCACCUUUAAUAUGCUCAAGUAUGAGAACGAAGUGUGUGACGAGACGAAAACAACAGUAGACUGUGGCGCGAAUCGUAACCUCAAGAAGGUGGAUGGCAAAUUCUUUACACUCGAAGAGCUCGAACGUCAAGAUUCCCAAUUGAUAUAUAUUAUCUACCUCAGCGUAACCAUAGUUUUGGCCGUCGUAGCAGUCAUUAUAUUAGUUUUAGUUUUACGCUGUUUAUGCCGUCAGAAAAAAGGCAACAGUGGUGGAAACUUAAGUCAACAUCAUCGUCAUGAGUUUACCGAACACGAACAACAAAUCAUUGAACGCACAUUACAACUCGUACAAAAGAGAUAUCCCAACAUUCACGCACGCGUAGAACGCCUGUGCCAAGAACUGCUGCAAACCAAUCGAACAGAGAAGCAAUGCAUUAGAACUGUCACAAAAAUUGAGGAUUUACUUAAUAAGAUUGAACGAUCCGAAGAUCUGAACGACUUUUGCAGCGUAUUGGCGCAGCACCUGCAACCGCAGUCGCAAACUCUUCAGCAUACCCCGGAAGUGGUCUAUAGUACGAAUAGUUUCGUGCAAGUGCAGCAUGAGAAUUACGGUGGACCGCUCUAUGCUGUCCAGCGUAUAGAUACAUCACAUACUAUUGCCAGCAUGAGGGAGCGUGAGCGAGAUUGUGAACGCGAAAGAGAACGUGAGCGUGAGCGGGAGCAAGAGUGCGCGAACAGCGCUAUGAAUGGUCACAACGAUGAGACGCUCAAUGUGCCCAAUGAACCUUUCUACGAGGAACUGGGCCAGCCAUUACUGCCCGAUUAUGCUUCGCCGCAAGAUCAUACAGCAACGGGUCUGAGCGGCGAAUUGGAAUAUGCCGAGCCCAUCAAUAAUCGAGCCGACUACGCACAACGCUUGCCACCCUAUGCGCCACCAAAGCCCACCCAAAGCAACAGCAGCAGAAAACUGCCAGCACAACCGUCCACGAUGGUGCCUACAGCAGCGCCACGUACACAUCUUCCGCCCAGUAACAACAACAAUAACAUCCAACACCCACUCUACCAGAGUCAUAACAAAAUGAUUCCGACGUUCACGUCUAGCAGUAAUAAUAAUCGCGACGGCGGUAGCAGCGGCGAAGAUAAGAGGCCAGCACUGCCACCAUCAAACGUCAAACGAAUGGCGUACGAACUGCAAAAUAUGCCUAACUUUCACCUGCCCAAUGCCGCUCGGCAUCCGCCUAAUAAGCAUUUAGUCGCUCCGCCAGUCUAUACAGCACCCGAUAUUAGUCACAAGCGGCCAAUGCCUACGCCUGCCUCUACCUUUGCACGUCUAGCCACGCCCGAAGUGGACGAAAGCGAAUAUGAUAUGCGUGGCGCUGCUGCAUUACCACCCGAUACUGGUUCGGAUCAUUCAGGUGGUAGUAAUGAGACUGUUAAGAUCGAUGAUGUAUAUAUAUUGUAUGCGGAUGCAUGAGGUGUGUGAUUGAGCGGAGAGCUGAAAUGAGAGUGACUGACUAAAAGCAAAUGCAUCAAACGCCUUACAGCAGAAGCAAUACAAUUAUCCUAAAAGUAUGCUUAAGCAAAAGUGUCAGUAUACAGUACUAAAAGUGUGCGUUUAUCGCCCAUUUGCGCGAGAGAUUUUCACUGCAGUGAAACAAAGCUGUUAAAGCGGUUAUAUUUGUUGUUGAAUUUUUUGUAUUUGAUUGAACUCAAUCUCUGUAGUCACAUAUUGUUAAGAAUAUUAGCUUUAGAGAGGAUAUAUGUAUAUAUAUGUAAGUAUAUGUGUAGUGUGUACUUUGUGUAUUAAGGAUAUAAUCGAAACCAGGAUUGUUGAGUAAUAAAUUAAAUUUACAAGGCAAACCGCGAUUGGAUUUUCAAAGUCGAUAGUCCUAAAUUUAUAAUCGGAAAUCAAUUAUUGUGCGCCUAAAAGUUUACAUCACCUCAGUUUAGGGAAAGAUGAAUUUGUUAAUUGAAUUUUGUAACUACUAGGAUGGCAAUAAAUUCAUUUCGCGAUGUACAUAUAUUUAGCAGUAACGAAUUUCUGAAUUUCCAAAAAAACAAUAAUCACCAUGUUCUUCGUACUAGUUCUCUUUUUUAAUUAAAACUGUUCAGAAAAUUGAAGUGUUCGUAUAGAAAAUCGUGUGUGAAUAAUGAAAAAGAAUAUGCAAGUAACAUAAAACACAAAAAAAAAAUCUAAGAAACUUUUAAAAAAAUAUUGUUAAUUGGAUUUUAAUGCAUUUUAUAUUAUAUUAAAAAAAGUACUUAAUCUUAAGAUUUACGGCAAGAAUUAUUUUUAUGUUAAUAAUGCAAUCAGAGAAAUUGGAAUAAAUUCAAUAUUUUAUAGUGGGUCGAAAAAAGUGCAAAAAACAGAACCUUCAUUUAAAAGAUUAAUGAGAGAGAGAGAUAAAGAAAG